Messenger RNA from Caenorhabditis angaria, 1244 nucleotides. Lineage: Eukaryota; Metazoa; Nematoda; Chromadorea; Rhabditida; Rhabditidae. The record is from the annotation of a GenBank genome assembly.
AUGAAAAUUUCGAAAUAUUUGUAUGUGAUCGGCGGAUGCGCUUUGAGCACCGAACGACAACCGAUUGAUUCUAUUGAGCGCAUUUCAAUUACUGAUGGUGGAGAGCAAAAAAUGUGAGUUUUCCUCGAAUAAGAUUAAGAAUAUAUGAAAAUCCUUUUAUUCAGAAAUAUCGAAUCCAAAAUAUGCGGCCAAUUAUCGCAUGCAAAACGUUCUCCAAGUGUUUUUGUCAAAGACGAGAACACAAUUAUAAUUGCUGGCGGAUGUCUUGGUCCCAACAAUCAUUCAAACGAAAUCGAGAUUCUCCAAAAAUCUCAAGAUUCCUCAUGGACUUCUCAAAUUUCCGGAAAUUCGAAAUGUGAAGUGGGACACAGCUGCGCGGCAUUUCACUCAAAGUCUGUUCGUUUUUCGAUUUUUUCCCAAUGUGAACGAAAAAUCUCAAUGUUUUUUUAUAGAAAACCCCUGUAAUUUUCGGUGGUUUUGAAGCGCAUAAUUGUCUGGAAUCUGUUCAAGUGCAAAAUGAAGCGGGAGAUUUUCGAAAAAUCAAAGGAUUUCUUCCAAAACUCAAAAAUUCCGUGGCGCUUGAAAUUAGAGACGAAUUUUUGUUGUUUGGAGGAUAUCAAGAUGAAAAAGAAACCACUGCAGCUAUUAGAAGGUAAACACUUUUUUAUUAAAAUAUUGCACGCAACGCAGACCGCGCCGCGCUAUAACACACAAAUAAGGAAACGUUUCAAAUUCCCUGCUUUUUUUGUGUGUGCUGUGCGACGCGGUCUGCGUUGCGUGUUUAUUUCGGUGGAGCGCGUGGUACCGAUUAGAUUUUCGAUAAUAAAUUAUUAAUAAUUCAAAUUUUUGUCAGAAUCAAGUUCAAUCCCUCUUUCACCGAAUAUUCCAUCGAAUUCGAUGGUCUUCUUCCAUAUCCAGUCGAAGGUCAUAGUUUGGCAGAAAAUGAUGAAUAUAUCUAUUUAAUCGGUGGAUUUGAUGGUUGUUUCGUAAUCCCCUCAAUAAUUCGAUACUCCCUGAAAACUAAGAAAUCCGAAAUCCUCGAUACUAAAUUAUCAGAAAAGCGAGAAAAUCAUGUGUCUGGAAUUGUCGGCGGGAAAUAUUUGAUUGUUGCUGGCGGUUGGGAUUCGAAAAAAGCGUUGGAUUCUAUUGAAGUCUUCGAAGUUUUGGAUUCUGGAGAUUUGAGGAAAAUUGGCGAAGGGAAGUUGGAAACUCCACGAAAUCGCCCCUCAAGUGUGUGCCUUUAA